GGAACUUACUCAUUAGGUGUAGCACCUUCAUUAAGCUGUUUACGUCCCAUAAAAAUAGCGAGUGAUACAAAAGAGAGAUAUGGAUCUCCUAUGACGUGUCUGACAUCUUGGGAUUGAUGAGGCCGGUUGUUAAGGGAGAUUCUAGCUGUGUCACUCACCAUUCCUGGGGUGCCUCACUUCCCAUAGGAGCGGCCAGAAAAUGGGUAUAAAGAGGAGCUCUGGUCUGCAAGCUCAUCAUUCGAAUCCAUUGCGACGUUUCCUUCAUUCUGCCACAUUUGUCCAACGAGGUCUAACGCACCACACGAAAGCCAAAAGAUGAGCCAGCAAAAACAAAGCGGGGGCAGCUGUUGCUGCUGCGGCGGUUCAGGGGGCGGCUGCUGCUGCUGCUCUGGAGGUGGUGGCGGAGGCUGCGGCAGAGGAGGAUAUGGCGGACAGUCCGGCGGAGUCAUCAUUAUACCAAGCGGAGGUGGAUAUGGAGGCGGCCAGCAAAAGAUCCCAAUGGUUGUUGGCGGAGGAUCUGGAGGUGUUUGCUGCGGAGCCAGUAGCGGCGGCGCAGUGUGCUGUGGAUCAUCUGGCGGCAGUGGCCAGUCUUCUGGGUGUUGCGUUGGAGGUGGAAUGGGUGGUGGAUAUGGAGGUGGAUAUGGAGGUGGCCAGCAAAAGAUCCCCAUCGUUGUUGGUGGAGGAUCUGGAGGGGUUUGCUGUGGAGCUAGCGGCGGCAGUGGUGGUGCAGUAUGUUGCAGCUCGUCCGGCGGCAGUGGCAGCGGUGGCGCCGUUUGUUGUAGCUCAUCUGGUGGUGGAAGCUCAGGUGGGGUUAAGGUGAUUGGAGGAGGAUCCAGUGGAGGAUGUGGCGGCAGUGGGAAAACCAUUGUUGUACCUGGUGGAAGCAGUGGUGGUGGCAGUGGCGGAGCUGUCUGCUGCAGCAGUGGCAGUGGCGGAGCUGUGUGCUGCAGCAGCGGCAGUGGCGGAGCUGUCUGUUGCAGCAGCGGCGGAUCUGGUGGUGGAUCCUCGCAGACCAAGUGCCCCAUUGUCGUCCCACCAUGCAUUGGGCAAACAAAGCAGGUCUGCCCAUUGCCAAGCAUCAAGUAAAAUGCAGCAUUUGCCAAGCAACCCAAGAAAAGCUAAAUUUGCUACCUCGCAUCAGCAUCCUGUCAACAGCAUGUUAAACCCAGGACACUUCUGCAUGUUGCUUUGCACUUUCAUUCUUCAAUAGCAUUUAAUGUUCAAUGUGUGGCUCAUUCUUCAAUGUAAUUUAUGAAUGUGUGUGUGUGUGUUUGUGGUGGAUGGGUGUUUCCUCAUCCACCCACUGCUGCCAAUUUCCUUGUUUCAAUCUCUCUUAAUGCAUGGGAGAGAAUAAAGCUUAUCUCAAAAUCAA
This is a messenger RNA of Podarcis raffonei (Aeolian wall lizard), 1372 nucleotides long. Its product is annotated as loricrin-like. The transcript is spliced from 2 exons. Bases 316 to 1086 code for a protein of 256 amino acids. The record is from RefSeq and is a predicted model, not a curated record. Lineage: Eukaryota; Metazoa; Chordata; Lepidosauria; Squamata; Lacertidae.